GCUUUGGACAUGGUUCUGGAAGGGCAACAACACCGAAAUUGAGCAUCAAAGAAGAUGACGCUCGAAAAAUUGUCGAAAGAGAGGGUGCAGUGGACGCAGGUGCGAUGGUCCUGACCGCUUUGCUGACAUUUCGUCAUUUUCCAACUUAACGUUGACCCCACAAGUGCCUUACACAGACCGACAAGACCCGACCGAAACAGCAUGUCGACCUCUGUGUACCAAUUCGUCUCCACCAUGACCCCGCGGUUCGCGUCGGAAGUACUGAAACCCAUGACGCUCUCAUCGUCUUCCGCCUCAAGCAAGGCAUUCGCACCCUAUUUGACUUUCCAAUGCGGUGAAUGCCCGCGACAGUUUUCGCGUCGCUAUGCGUUGCAGGAGCACCUCGCUACGCACACAGGCGAGAAGGCCUACCGAUGCCCUGCACGCGGCUGUGGUAAGCGCUUCACCACAACCAGCAACCUGGCGCGCCACCGCCGUCUGCACGGCGACGAACUGCAACCGCUCGCGUGUCCUUCACCUGGGUGCACCAAGAUGUUCACCACGCAGCACAAACUACAGCGUCACGUGCGCGUGCACGUGGGCACACCCAUGCGCCGCUGCAAGUUUGCGAAUUGCAACAAGACCUUUAGCUCUACGGGCAACUUGAACCGCCACAUGCGCAACCAGCACAUCCGCUUCGGACACCCGCUGGCCAGCGAGGCCAAGAAAGAGGAGCAGUCGCCCACGAGCGUGGACACCGACCCAGUCAAUAUGUACGCGUGGGGUGGCAACAGUCCUACUGGUGUUGAGAUGCAGGUCACCCCUAUUGGCGAGGACUUGAAGCUGGACGCUAGCAGGGAACACUACGUCUCCGAUGAAGAGCUACUGGAAGUGCUCUCGUGCCUGCUAGAUGAUGACGAACCAAAAGACAAGAAGGAAAAAUCCAAGGACGUAGUGACGGCCACGACACUACGUCCGGCAAAGUCAAAGCAGGUUGAGCUGUAGAGAGGUUGAUUGAGCUCACCAAGCUGGUAUUCUAUUCGUCUAACCUAAAUUUUGAGAUCAUGUGACACGAACCGUUAACUUGAUUUUUGUA
Phytophthora nicotianae INRA-310 is the source of this 1075-nucleotide messenger RNA. RefSeq lists its product as hypothetical. The record is from RefSeq and is a predicted model, not a curated record. The coding region runs from base 202 to 984 and encodes 260 amino acids. The transcript has a single exon. NCBI's taxonomy places the organism in Eukaryota, Oomycota, Peronosporomycetes, Peronosporales, Peronosporaceae. Gene Ontology annotation, molecular function: RNA polymerase II cis-regulatory region sequence-specific DNA binding; DNA-binding transcription factor activity, RNA polymerase II-specific. Gene Ontology annotation, cellular component: nucleus. Gene Ontology annotation, biological process: regulation of transcription by RNA polymerase II.